AUGGGCAACUGCUUAGAUUCUUCUGCCAAAGUUGAUGCUAGCCGGAGUUCGCACAAUAUCCAUACUGGAUCAGCAGCCUCAAAAGUUUCCAGUAAAACCAGCGGCCGGUCGUCAGCACCUUCCAGCCUGACCAUUCCAUCUUACAGUGGUAGGAGCAGUGAGUGUCUUCCUACACCCAGGAGCGAAGGUGAAAUACUGUCAUCCCCAAACUUGAAGGCCUUCACAUUCAGUGAGUUGAGGAAUGCCACUAGAAAUUUCCGGCCCGAUAGCUUACUAGGAGAAGGCGGAUUUGGAUAUGUCUUCAAAGGCUGGAUUGAUGAGAACACUAUGACAGCUGCAAAGCCUGGAUCCGGCAUGGUUGUUGCAGUUAAGAAGCUUAAACCUGAAGGUUUCCAGGGCCACAAGGAGUGGCUGACGGAAGUUAAUUAUCUCGGCCAACUUCAUCAUCCAAAUUUGGUUAAGCUCAUUGGAUACUGCCUAGAGGGCGAGAACAGACUUUUAGUGUACGAGUUCAUGCCUAAAGGGAGUCUGGAGAAUCACCUGUUCAGAAGAGGACCGCAGCCACUUCCAUGGGCCGUGAGAAUGAAAGUUGCUAUUGGUGCAGCUAGAGGUCUUUCUUUCCUUCAUGAUGCGAAAUCCCAAGUCAUCUACCGAGAUUUCAAGGCUUCCAAUAUUCUUCUAGAUGCGGAUUUCAACGCCAAGCUGUCCGAUUUUGGGUUGGCGAAGGCAGGUCCUACAGGUGACAGAACUCAUGUCUCCACUCAGGUCAUGGGAACUCAAGGAUACGCAGCACCUGAAUACGUCGCUACAGGACGGCUGACUGCAAAGAGCGACGUGUACAGCUUUGGCGUCGUCCUGCUGGAAUUGCUUUCAGGACGACGUGCUGUGGACAAAUCGAAAGUCGGCGUGGAGCAAGUUCUGGUGGACUGGGCGAAACCUUACUUGAGUGACAAGCGGAAGCUGUUCCGAAUCAUGGACACGAAGCUGGGAGGUCAGUACCCACAGAAAUCGGCGGUAACAGCAGCUCACUUGGCCUUCCAGUGCUUGAGCAACGAGGCGAAACUCAGGCCUCGAAUGUCGGAGGUAUUAGCGACCUUGGAACAAAUAGAUAUUCCGAAGAGCGCAGCCAGGAACUUGGUAUCGGAAUACCAGAGCGGAGGACUUAGCUCUCCGGUACAAAGGUCGCCAUUAAGACCUCAUCAUUCUCCUCUCCACUUGACCGCAAACGCUGCUUCCCCGUUGAAAGGGCAACGGCUUUCCCCAAGGGUGCGUUGA
Messenger RNA from Linum trigynum, 1275 nucleotides. The record is from the annotation of a GenBank genome assembly. NCBI's taxonomy places the organism in Eukaryota, Viridiplantae, Streptophyta, Magnoliopsida, Malpighiales, Linaceae.